Molecule: messenger RNA, 2560 nt
Organism: Closterium sp. NIES-67
Lineage: Eukaryota; Viridiplantae; Streptophyta; Zygnematophyceae; Desmidiales; Closteriaceae
Source: the annotation of a GenBank genome assembly
CUGCAGUUCGCUGGCCCGUCGCCAUGUUCCUGCCGCGCGCAAUAGCGCGUCCCCCUGGUUCUUCCGCCAAACCCCGCACGACACCCGCGCAGCGGCCGCAGCGGCGCUCGGGCCCUCCACCUCCAGAUCCUGCUGCUUGCAGCGCAGGGCCUGGGCGCAUCGGCGGAGAUUCCGCGCAGGGCAUAGCUGGCUCGGUCGGCGGAGUUUGGGGAGACGCGGAGAGAGGGGGAGACGGGAGCAGCGGAGGGGGCCAUGCUGGAUCAAGAGAGGGAGUGAACGAGGGCCGCGCAAGAGAGGGAAAAGGAGAGAGCGGGACAAGAGAGGGGCCCUCGAGGGAGGAAGAUAAGGAGUUGAGAUUCGAGACAGGGAUAGAGACAGCGGAAACGAAAAAGGACGAGAAAGGGGAGAGGGAGGAGCAGGAGGCGGAGGAAAAAGAAGACGACGAGGAAGAGGAGGAGGAGGAGGAGGAGGUGAAGGAGCGGAGCGUGCAGCAGAGAGCAGCGGAGCCAGGCGAGCCCGUGUGCGCGGUGUGCGGGCGGUAUGGGGAGUACAUCUGCGAUGCAACGAACCUGGACGUGUGCAGCCGCGAAUGCAAGGCUGCGUGCGUCAGGGGGGAUGUGCCACAGAGGAGGGAAGAGGAGGGCGUGAGAGAGGAGGAACCUGUGAAGGGGAGUGAGAGAGAGGUGGAAGAGGAGGAAGAAGCUGAGGUAGAGGAAGAGGAGGAAGAGGAAGAGGAGGAGGAGAAUUUCACCCUAGACAUGGGUGCAUGGAGCAGCAUAUCUGACGCAGCAGCAGGGGAGAUCCGCACUAGGGAGGGCAUAACCGUGCAUGGAGACCCCCCCAUCCCCGCACCCAUACUCGACUUCGACGCACUCUCAACCCUCCUGCCAACCUCUCAGUCCCCCUCCAAAAAGCUUCUCAGUGCAGAGCUAAUCUUGCAGGGGGUAAUAAGCAACCUGCACCACCACCACUGCAUGGGUGUGCAUGCACCCACCCCGGUUCAAAUGCAAGCCAUUCCCACCAUCCUUUCCCGCAGAGACACUCUCCUCUCCUCCCCUACUGGCUCGGGCAAGUCCCUUGCCUUCCUGCUGCCGCUGGUCUCGCUCGCCCUCCUCCCUCUAGGAGGGCGUGGGAGAAGGGUGGGAGGGUUGGUGGGUGUGGUGCUGGCGCCGUCUCGGGAGCUAGCAGCCCAGCACCACGAGACUAUUAAAGGCCUGCUGAGCUGUGCAUGUGGGGGGCCUGCUGGUACAGGAGGAGGAGGAGGGCGGAAUGGGCGUGCAUUAGAAGGAAGCAGGGGUGUGAUGUGGUCAGAUUUGGUUCGGUCUGAUGCGGUGCGGUCUAAUGCGGUGCAGUCUGAUGUGGUGCGGUCAGUGCUGCUGGUUGGGGGAGAGUCCACAGAGGUGCAGAUGGGACGCCGACUCAUAGAGCUGUUCAAGCUCAUGAAGAAGGGGCUCAGAGAAGGACACGCUGCUGCUGCUGCAGAAGCCAAUGCUGGUGGUGGUGAAUCUGGUGGCUCUGCUGGUUGUGGUGCUGGUGGGGCUGCUGCUGCUGCUGCUGCUGGUGCUGAUGGUGUGGAGGAGGGAGUGAAGAGCAGACGAGGCGACGCAGUGGCGGCAGGGAGGGUGGUGGUGGGAUGGCGGUCGCUGUGGCGGGCGCUGAAGCUGGUGGUGGUGGAUGAAGUGGAUGCCAUGGUGCAGCGUGGCUUUGCCCAUCAGCUGCAGCAUAUUCUCUCACAGCUAGCGUCCGCCACACAGCAGGACAUGCAAGUAGAGGAGAAGCAGCAGCAUCACAAUGCCGCCAGCACCAGUAAAAGCAGCAGCACCAGGACCCGCAGCAGCAGCAGCAGCAGCAGCAGUGGUGGUAGUGGUGGCCAUCGUGCCUGGCAGCUGGUGCUUGCAUCUGCGUCCGUGUCCAAGGAAGUGCAGGAAAUGACUGCAUCUCUCAUGCGCUCUCCUAUCACCAUCACUUGCUCACACAUGACCGUGGACAACAAUGGGCUUGCAGUCAGCUCCACCCAUGUCAAACAGGUUGUCAUUUGGGUGGAGGAGAAGCACAAGAAGCAGAAGCUCUGCGACAUUCUGUGCCAUCCGCGCCACUUCCGCCCGCCCGUCCUUGUGUUUGUCUCCUCGCGAGACGGAGCCGACCUCCUCUCCUCCACCAUCCACCAACUCACCGGCCUCCAAGCAGCUUCCGUGCACAGCGGCAAGCCUGCUCCGGAUCGUCGUAACGUCAUUGCGCAAUUAAUCAUGGAGGAAAUACCUGUUGUGGUUUCUACUGUUGGAGUGCUUGGCCGAGGGGUUCACAUACCCAAGGUGUCUCAAGUGGUGGUGUUUGAUAUGCCUGGGAGCAUGGAGGAUUACGCCCAUUUGAUUGGUCGAGCCGGGCAUGUGGGAGCACCAGGAACAGCCAUGGCUUUUGUUAAUGCGUUGUCACGUCCGCUUUUGCCCGCUCUUGUGGGCUUUCUCAAAUCAACUGGGAACCCGAUUCCUCGUGAGCUCUCUGUUUUAGCUCCAAGGUGACUUCAUGUGCGCAGUGUAGGUGUAUAAGCGUCUUGAUAUCA